AGGAGGAGGAGGAGGAACCAGAGGGAGAAUAGAUCCUUCACUUCAUCAUUAUCAGGGUGUGGUAGCCGGCAAGACCAGCAUCACAAAGACCUGCCACGCUUUUAUUCACACUCUUUGACAGCUGCACUUCACAAGGACCCUAAAAAGAAAGCACUGCAGAGUCAUCAUGCUGGAAGUGAUGAGCAGCCAGUUUGACUCCUUUCUGUUCUGGAGGCAGCCGAUCCCGUCUCUGGACCUGUCCGAGCUGGAGGACCUGGGCCUUUCAGAGCUGGCGCCCAAGAGCGGUCAGACGGGGAAGGGCAGUAAAGGCUCAGUGAAGUCUCCUCUGGUGGACGACGACGAUCUGGAUCUGUCUGAGUUCUCCACCUUCAACUACUGGAAAGAGCCGAUCGCCAGCAUCGACACGCUGGACUUUAACCUGCUGCUGUGAGGAAACACUGGAGCCCAGUUCACCCCCACUUUACCCGCCCUGAGCCGCAGCCUUUUACGCCCUCUGUCGCUUAUUAAGGUUCAUAAUGUUUCCAAACACAAAAGCAGCACAGGCUGGAGUCUCCUGUGUCACAGUGCCUGUUCAUAGAAACAAAGGGAGAGAAACGCAUGUGUUAUUGGUGCCGAACAGUGUAAAAUACAAGAUUAAGUGUUGUUUCACUCCACAGUAGCACAGUGAAUUUACUUAACUCAUCAUUUCCACACUAAUAAGAUCUAUUACAGUGACACAGAUGUUGCCAAAAGUAAAUAAACUGAAAGACAAAAUUGCUGUAAUGUAUUUCGUUCAUGUGGAAACUCUGGUGUAGUGAAGCAUCAGGCUGGUGAGCUGUUAGGUGCUGGUUUGUGCACCUCACAGCUGCCAUCUACAGUAAUUACAGUACUAAUUAAGGCGAUGAGACAAUAAUACUGACUGUUUUGUUAAAACUGAACAUUUUCAUCAGUGUUUUUUUGUGAUCAGUGUGUUGUUCCUCUCCUUUUAGAUUAAUAAAUAGAUUUAAAUCAUCCAAAA
Molecule: messenger RNA, 997 nt
Organism: Colossoma macropomum (tambaqui)
Lineage: Eukaryota; Metazoa; Chordata; Actinopteri; Characiformes; Serrasalmidae
Gene: mllt11
Product: MLLT11 transcription factor 7 cofactor
Exons: 2
Coding region: 167-430 (87 amino acids)
Biological process (GO): positive regulation of release of cytochrome c from mitochondria; apoptotic signaling pathway; positive regulation of DNA-templated transcription
Cellular component (GO): nucleoplasm; cytosol
Source: RefSeq, a predicted model, not a curated record